Molecule: messenger RNA, 2398 nt
Organism: Hyaena hyaena (striped hyena)
Lineage: Eukaryota; Metazoa; Chordata; Mammalia; Carnivora; Hyaenidae
Gene: PNPO
Product: pyridoxamine 5'-phosphate oxidase
Biological process (GO): pyridoxine biosynthetic process; pyridoxal 5'-phosphate biosynthetic process
Molecular function (GO): pyridoxamine phosphate oxidase activity; FMN binding
Source: RefSeq, a predicted model, not a curated record
AUGGCUCUUGCAGCUCCCCUUCCUGAUGUUGGUGGAAACCAGGACUACAGAGAGGACUUGACCCAAGGCUGCCCCAGCCGGGUCAAAGCCGGAAUGGAAAUUGGUUCCGAACCCAACGGAACCCGGCGCCGGGCGACGCCGGGUCACGUGGCUGGCGGCCUCCUGACGUGCGGGCUGCGAGGCAUCACCGCGACGUUCGGGCGACCUACCGAGUGGCCCCACCUCCACCACCUGUGCGGUGGUGGUGUCGUCAUGGACCUGGGGCCGAUGCGCAAGAGUUACCGCGGAGACGGAGAGGCAUUUGAGGAGACUCAGCUGACCUCCCUGGACCCCAUGAAGCAGUUUGCUGCCUGGUUUGAGGAGGCUGUCCAGUGUCCCGACAUAGGGGAAGCCAAUGCCAUGUGCCUAGCUACCUGUACCAGAGAUGGAAAACCCUCCGCCCGCAUGGUGCUGCUGAAGGGCUUUGGCAAGGAUGGCUUCCGUUUCUUCACUAACUUCGAGAGUCGAAAGGGAAGAGAGCUGGACUCCAAUCCCUUUGCUUCUCUCGUCUUCUAUUGGGAGCCCCUCAACCGCCAGGUGCGUGUGGAGGGCUCCGUGAAGAAGCUGCCAGAGGAGGAGGCUGAGUGCUACUUCCGCUCCCGCCCCAAGAGCAGCCAGAUCGGGGCUGUGGUCAGUCACCAGAGUUCUGUGAUCCCAGAUCGGGAGUAUCUGAGAAAGAAAAACGAGGAACUGAAGCAGCUCUACCAAGAGCAAGAGGUGCCAAAGCCAACAUACUGGGGCGGCUACAUCCUGUACCCGCAAGUGAUGGAGUUCUGGCAAGGCCAAACCAACCGGCUGCAUGACCGGAUCGUCUUCCGGCGGGGCCUGCCAACAGGAGACUCCCCCAUGGGGCCCAUGACCCACCUGGGGGAGGAAGACUGGCUCUAUGAGAGACUUGCACCCUGACUUCCGAUCUGCUGGUGCUGACAGGAGCCGGAGGCUGGGUGCUAAGAGAGGGUGUGGGGUUGAGAGCCAGGCCCUUCUAAACUCAUCCCAUUUCCCUCCCCGCCCCUUCUAUUUAAGAUUCUUCAGAGUUCAAGCUCUGAAUUCUGUAUUUUCAGUUGGCUCUCAAUUAGGUGGUGGAGUGGAGUGUAAACAGUGGCAUAGAGACUCAGAAAUGGCGGGGGGGGGGGGGGCAUCCCACAAUUAUUUUCUUGAUCUUGAAUAUGAUUUACUGGAAUAGCUCCCUCGAGAGGCAAUAGCUGGUGUGAUUCCCUUUUUCUGGAGGCCCCCAUCUGCCCUGUUACUAAUGUGACUGAGUCAUACCACUCAAAGCUAAUUGGUUCCGGCAUAAGCCAGUCUAGCCAAUCGUUUUUUUUCUUGUCAACAAUGUGAAAUUUGAAAGGAAGAGACCCUGAGUCUGAGAGGCCGUGUAGCCAAGCCGUUAGUGGCAGCCAAGAAGAUACAGCCUCCAGCUGCUGCUCUUGAAAUUCCCUGAGUGACCUUGGAUCCCUCCUCCCACCUCUAGGUUGUGCAGUUCCUCUUCCAGCCUCAAAACACCCACUAUCCCUGUGGGGCUGGAGGGGAAGAAGGGAAGGAAGGGAAGAAGGAAGUUAGGAAGGAAGUAGUUUUUCCUUAAACUAACUAGAAUCAAUUUCUGUUGUUUGCAACUAAAGGAGGCUUAACUAACUUAGUAGGAUAUUUUUAUAGCACCCUACCCUACUGAUAACUGCCUCCCAUUAUCUGAAGCACAACAAAGUGGAAAAGAGAUUAAAUUUAUUCUCUGGAGCCCCAAAGGGACCAUAAGUGGAAGUUGCAUGGCAGUAGAUUUCAUCUCAUGGAGACUUCAAAUAGCUAGGACUGCCUAAGAGGGAAUGGGCUACCUUCGAGGUAGCAAGUGUCUCUAAAAGUAUCCAAUCCCAGGUAGUCAGGAGUUUUAUAGAAGGGAUUCAUGUGCUGGUACCUAUGAGCCCAGCGGAUUUCAAUCAAGCUUUAUCUUCCGUGCUUGUUUAUGAGAACUAUAUCUGCGUGUAUAGAUACAUACACGUGUAUAUUUCAUUUUCCAGGUAUAAAGUUGUUAUAGGGAUUAUACCUUGCUGACUACUCAUACAUCCCCUUCACCUGUCUCCCCCCCACCCCCGCCACCCCUACUGAUGAUUACUCCCAGACACUGGUUUUCAUCCAGGCCGGGAUUACCCAGGGAGCUUUAAUCGGAUGUGAUUUAACUGGUCUGAGUGUGGUCUGAGCUUUGGGAAAUUUAAAAGCUCCCCAGGGAAUUCGGUGCAGCCAAAAGUUGAGAGCCCCUGGCUUAGAUCCUUGCCACAGACCGGCAGCAGCAGUACCACUUGGGAGCCCGCCCCAGACUCAUGCCUCCCAUUCUACAUCUUAAAAUUUUUUUUUCUUUUAACUUUUAUUUAUU